This is a messenger RNA of Onychomys torridus (southern grasshopper mouse), 2678 nucleotides long. RefSeq lists its product as uncharacterized. The annotation marks the transcript as partial. The record is from RefSeq and is a predicted model, not a curated record. The transcript has 2 exons. Gene Ontology annotation, biological process: DNA integration. NCBI's taxonomy places the organism in Eukaryota, Metazoa, Chordata, Mammalia, Rodentia, Cricetidae. Gene Ontology annotation, molecular function: RNA-DNA hybrid ribonuclease activity; nucleic acid binding.
UGGCAAAAGCCUCUGUAGCCACUGUUUACCGUACAACGAGGAAUGGAUUCAUAGGUUCCCUAAUGCGUGGGCAGAGACGGGGGGCCUCGGACUGGCUAAGGAGCAACCCCCGGUGGUGGUCACCCUCAAACCCACUGCGGUACCCGUGCGAGUAAGACAAUACCCGCUUAGUCGAGAAGCCCGAGAAGGCAUAAAACCCCACAUCAAGAGGUUUCUGGAACUGGGCAUACUGAAACCAUGUCAAUCAGAGUGGAAUACUCCGCUCUUGCCGGUAAGAAAGCCAGGAACAGAUGACUACAGACCAGUCCAGGACCUGAGAGAAGUAAACUCCCGGGUAAUUGACAUUCACCCUACCGUGCCCAAUCCUCAUAAUUUCUUGAGUACCUUACCGCCAGGGCGCAACUGGUAUACUGUUCUGGAUUUAAAGGAUGCUUUUUUUUGCCUCCCCCUCCACCCUGAUUCUCAAAAGCUCUUUGCCUUUGAAUGGUCAGACCCUGAGGGAGGGGGGACAGGGCAACUGACAUGGACCAGACUUCCGCAAGGAUUUAAGAACUCUCCAACUAUCUUUGAUGAGGCUCUACACCGAGACCUUCGGGAGUAUCGAGAGACCACCCCUGAUGUCACCCUCCUCCAGUAUGUAGAUGAUCUACUCCUGGCAGCUGAGACUCGGGACGCUUGCAAACAAGGGACUGAGAAACUUCUGGAUACCCUGGCCAGCCUGGGGUACAGGGCGUCCGCCAAGAAGGCGCAGAUCUGCCAAAACAAAGUCAUCUUCCUCGGCUACUCCUUGGAGGGAGGCAGGAGGUGGCUCACCGAUGCUCGUAAGCGAACCGUAGCCAGCAUACCUGCUCCAACGGACCGCCGGCGGUUACGUGAAUUCCUGGGUGCAGCUGGGUUCUGUCGGCUCUGGAUUCCAGGGUUUGCUGCCAUCACAGAGCCUUUUCUUCCCUUGUUAAAAGAAAAGACCCCCUUUGUCUGGCAGGAAAAACACCAGGCUGCAUUUGAAAAGUUAAAGAAGGCACUCUUAUCUGCUCCAGCACUCGCUCUCCCGGAUGUGAGGAAGCCAUUCACUUUGUACUUGCAUGAAAAGGGUGGGGUGGCGGUCGGCGUCCUAGUACAAGCCCUCGGUCCAUGGAAAAGACCAACUGCUUACCUAUCCAAGCGGCUAGAUCCUGUGGCCAGGGGAUGGCCAAUCUGCCUAAGGGCGGUGGCCGCGGCAGCCAUGCUGGUGCGGGACGCGGACAAAUUAACUUUGGGACAGCAUCUGACUGUUAUAGCUCCCCAUGCAUUGGAGAGCAUUGUCCGCCAGCCGCCUGACCGAUGGCUUAGCAAUGCUCGGGCCACUUAUUAUCAGGUAACUCUGCUGGACCGGGACCGCAUCACCUUUGGGCCCCCAGCUAUCUUAAACCCUGCCACGCUCCUCCCAAUUGCUGAACAAGGAGAGGAGGGAGUGCCGGUUCAUGACUGUGGUGCCAUUCUGGCGGAAGAAACCGGGGUCCGGACAGAUUUAACGGACCAACCGCUGGCCAACCCUGACCUGAUAUGGUAUACAGAUGGCAGCAGUUUCCUAAAUGAGGGCCAGCGGAGAGCGGGAGCGGCAGUAGUGGACAAAAAUAAGGUCAUCUGGUCUAGCAGCCUCCCAGAGGGAACCUCGGCUCAAAAAGCCGAAUUGAUUGCACUCACCCGAGCACUUACCAUGGCAGCCGGAAAACGGGCUACCAUCUACACAGACAGCCGGUACGCAUUUGCAACCGCGCAUGUGCAUGGGGCCAUAUACAGGGAGAGGGGACUGUUAACUUCAGCCGGAAAAGAAAUUAAAAAUAAACAAGAAAUCAAGGCAUUAUUAGACGCUGUCAUGCUGCCUCGCGCACUGGCCAUCGUGCACUGCCCAGGGCACCAGAAAGGUGACUCCCCAAUUGCGGUCGGAAACCGGAGGGCUGACCAGGAAGCGAGGGAAGCAGCUCUCCGAGGCACCAGGCACCUGGUAGUCCACCUAUCACCCCCUGAAAGCCCGGUCUCUGAAGAACCCCCGUCCCCCGAAUCCCUGAAGGACACGCUGGAGCGAAUCCACAAGCUGACCCAUCUGGGUAGCCGAAAGUUAGUUCAACUCACUGAAGAAAAUAAAACUCACUCCCCGUCUGAAAGGAAGCGGAUGGCGGAGAAAGUGAUAGCGGACUGCCAAGCCUGCCAACAGGUUAAUGCCUACCCUAGUCGGUUGGCUCCUGGAAAAAGGCUACGAGGAAGUCGGCCUGGCCAACACUGGGAAAUAGAUUUCACUGAAAUACAGCCGGCUAAAUAUGGCCUAAGGUAUUUACUAGUGUUUGUAGACACCUUUACAGGAUGGGUAGAAGCCUACCCCACCAAAAAGGAGACUGCAGCGAUAGUCGCUAAGAAAAUCCUGGAAGAAAUCUUCCCAAGAUUUGGACUGCCUCAGGUAAUUGGGUCAGAUAAUGGCCCAGCAUUCGUGGCUCAGACUGCGAGCCUUGGCGGUGGUCCAGCACACCCUGUGGAAACAGUUGUCUGCUGCGUACCAGCCCAGUGGAGAUGGUCCUGCCCACCGGUUCCAUGUAGGGGACUUCGUGUACGUCCGCCGGCACCAGCAUCAGACCCUAGAACCUCGGUGGAAGGGUCCCUAUCAAGUCCUGUUGACCACCCCGACGGCAGUUAAAGUUGACGGA